GCCGUAGCUUCCUUGCAGUCUGUAGAGCACAGUGGAUGUUGAUAUGAUGGCUCUGCUGCCACCUCCUGUCGGUCACUACGUUCUUUUCUUUCCUUAACUUUCUGUUCUCUAAAAGUAUCUUUAAAUCCUCUCUCUCUCUCUCUCUCUCUCUCUCUCUCUCUCUCUCUCCCUGUGGUAACGGUGAAUGGCGUUGGAUUGCGGGGGUUUCAUGGGUUACGUCGCUGUAUCACUGAAGAGAUUUGGGGUUUGGAGUAUUGCGGGGGAGGACUUCAGUGGUUUCUACAAAAUUAGAGUCUAGAUAGUCGAGAAGUUCGAUUUGGCUGGAGACUGACGAUGACAGGCUUAUCUUAGAACUGGUUGUCGAUGUUCAUGGCUGCGAUGGUGAUGAGGAUGGCCAUGGAUUUUCCCGUUGUGAAAGCGCAACUGUGGAUCGUUGGAUGCUUUGUGGAUUGACCUACAAGUGUGAUUGACUUGAAUAGGUUGGUAAAUGGUAAAUCUCUUCCUUUCAUUCCCUCUGAUUCCCUAUAAAUCCCUAGUAUUUGCUUUUUUCUUUUGUAAUUCUUCUCAUUUAUUGUUGAAAAUUUACUGGUACUGCGGACUGCGUGGAUUUGGGUGUUGAUGGUUUUUGGUUAUCCGUGGAGUUGGAAUUAUGUCUUUGUUUACUUUUGUUCUGGACACUGUCUGUGCGUCUCUCUUCUCAAUUUACUGCAUGCGCGCUCGCUCGCCCUCGCUUAUCUGGCUUGAUCAAGUGAUCUUUGGCUGACUUGCUUGGAGUCCAAAAGAAGUGCCUUGAGAAUUCAACAAGUGGAAGCAAGGUUUGAUCUGUGAGGACCACCAAGACUGGAAAUAAUGAGCGUCUUAAGGAACUUCAGGCAAAAGUUAUGGAACUCCAUACACUUGUGGUGGAGCUUUCCAAUGCUGAGGAUGUACCAGAGACCACCCAUGGGAACACUAGAGGGACUGUGGUGCCACUUGAUGCCUUGGAAGGAAGGAUUGCUGAACUGGAGACCCUUGUGCCUGAAGUUAAAUAUUUUUUAGAGAACAGGGUAAUGGAGCUUAAGGCCUUUCAGAGCAGUGUUGAUCGAGUGGAUGCAUUUGAGGCAAAAAUAAAUGAGCUUGAGAUGAUGAUGCCCAGUUUAACUUCUCUUCAGGGACAACUAAAAGAGGUGGAGGUCGCUCAACAAAAGCUUUCUGAAAAUUUUGAUAUGCUUGUUCGUCACGUCAAAGAAUCCACAGGCUCCUUCAAUGAGAGAUUGAAUGAAGUUGGUGGACAAAUGAAUACAUUGGCUCAACUCCAAAGCCAAGUGCAGGAGUUGGAUUCCAAAUUGAACAUGACUAAGCAAAUGGUUAGCAAGUUGGAGGUGAAAGUUGAGAGGGAGAAGAUGAAAUUGCCACGGCCACAGGCCUAUGGGGGUUCAGGAUUUGGCAUUGCGUUGGAUGAUUUUCUCUUUGGCUUGGAAAUGUAUUUCAAGGCAGCUAGAAUCGAAACUGACGAGGCAAGAGUGACACUGGGUUCUAUGUACCUCACGGGUGGAGCGAUGGCAUGGUGGAGGAGGAAAUAUGAAUAUAUUCAAAACCACCAAUGCACUAUGCCCACUUGGGAAAAGCUUCAAGGGGGAACUUGUGGCACAUUUCUCCUCCGCACGUAGGUCCCUGUUAAAUCGUGACUGAAUUGUUGGGUGUCUAUGUAUUUUGAGCAAUUGAGCAUUGAUGGUGGUGAGUGUGAAUGUGUUAGAAUGAAACUAAAUGCAUAGAGUAGGCAGUAAACUGAAAGAGGAGGUGAGGGAAGGCACAUCUGCCUGUGCAUGCCUGAUCCCUAUGGAGCCUUAUUGACUUCUUUUCUUUUUCUUCGUGUCCCAAACAUUGCUCAGGGUCAUAUGAAUGUAGAAUACUUUCCCACAGUCCCACUAUAUGUGUCAUGCGCUGUAAUUCCUUCUAUGGUCUUUUUGUGAAUUAGGCAACCCUUCCAUGGAUUAAUGUUAACCGAUUUUCCAUACAUUUGCCACAUAUUUUCCAUUUACUUCCAAUAUAUUUCCCCAUCUUUCUUUUC
Molecule: messenger RNA, 2050 nt
Organism: Malania oleifera
Lineage: Eukaryota; Viridiplantae; Streptophyta; Magnoliopsida; Santalales; Ximeniaceae
Exons: 2
Coding region: 882-1649 (255 amino acids)
Source: RefSeq, a predicted model, not a curated record